UUUAGAUUGGAGAUCUCUUCUGUAUUCGACUUUAGGCUCUCUGUUGUAUAUACAAAAGCACCAUCCAUAGUUGUUAUUUUUUGUAUAUAUGGUGGGAAGCGAUCCUAUGGAGCUGAAGCAAAGAGGCUGUGGCGAGAUCUGAUUUGACUGCUGCAGGCCGCAUGACCAGCCCAAACCCAACCCCAAGAUUACAACGCAGGGCAAGGAGAUAAGCCAACGUGGCACUCGUAACCCUUCUCCCUUAUCUUCUCCCUCGAUGUUCUCGGAAGCCAAGACCACCACUUGGACUUCCCUUAUCCUUUGCCUCCCUGCAACGGUCACUCUCUCCCUGCUUCGUCCCUGUGUCCAAACACUCGUCCCAAACCAGCAGAGACUAGUGGUAAGUCCGGUGCAGACCGAGGCAGCGCCAUGAUGGCUUGUUCUUCUCUCCUGACCGCACCCACCUCCAAGCCAACGCCACCGCUCGCCUCCCUUUCCUCCCGGCCUGUUGCCUCUUCAUCUUUAUCCCCGCCCACCGCCACAUCCGGCGCUUCCCCGGGCGGCAGCCGAGCCAUGACGGGCCGUCGGGAACUGGCGUUGGCCCUGUCGACCUCGGCGACGUUGCUGCUCCUUCCGGCAGCCCCCCCGGCGCUCGCCACGUCGGACGAGGAGUACGUGAGGGAGACGGCGGAGGUGAUCAACAAGGUGCGCACCACCGUCGGCAUGGACAAGAAGGACCCGAACGUGGCGGUGGCCGUGGCGGAGCUGCGGGAAGCGUCCAACACCUGGGUGGCCAAGUACAGGAGGGAGAAGGCCCUGCUGGGGCGCGUCUCUUUCAGGGACAUGUACUCCGCCCUCAACGCCGUCUCCGGCCACUACAUAAGCUUCGGCCCCACGGCGCCCAUUCCCGCCAAGCGCAAGGCCCGCAUCUUGGAGGAGGUGGACACCGCCGAGAAGGCUCUUCUCCGUGGGAGGUAGGCGUGUAGGCCUACUACUUCAUCAUCUCUGUGUCCAGUUUUUGCUUUAACUGAGAUGCAUUGUAUUCGGGUCGCUCGUUGCAUUGAUAUACUUGGACGUAUGUCAACUCAUAUUUCUGUAACCGGUUGAAAAGCUAAUGCUGCUGUUGCUGCUGCUUCA
Molecule: messenger RNA, 1116 nt
Organism: Musa acuminata AAA Group (dessert banana)
Lineage: Eukaryota; Viridiplantae; Streptophyta; Magnoliopsida; Zingiberales; Musaceae
Product: photosystem II repair protein PSB27-H1, chloroplastic
Exons: 2
Coding region: 409-957 (182 amino acids)
Biological process (GO): photosystem II assembly; photosystem II repair
Cellular component (GO): photosystem II; chloroplast thylakoid lumen
Source: RefSeq, a predicted model, not a curated record